AUGUGGGAUCAAUCAACCAAAGACUCACCUAGACAUCGAUACACACAGGCUGCCAAUGCUGGCAAAUUUCUGUCUAUUAUUCUUGCUCUCAUCCACCGGCCAGGCCUCAAAAAGAUUCGAGGAUUGGUUACUAACACUGGCCUCAAAAAGAUUCGAGGAUUGGUUACUAACGCUGGCCUCAAAAAGAUUCGAGGAUUGGUUGCUAACGCUGGCAACUUUCAGUCCACCGGCCGGGCCUCAAAAAGAUUCGAGGAUUGGUUCCUAAUGCUGAUUCGAGGAUUGGUUCCUAAUGCUGGCCUCAAAAAGAUUCGAGGAUUGGUUGCUAACGCUGGCACCUUUCAAUCCACUGGCCGGGCCUCAAAAAGAUUCGAGGAUUGGUUCCUAAUGCUGCCGGGCCUCAAAAAGAUUCGAGGAUUGGUUCCUAACGCUGUACUAAUAUUUCUACAAUACAAGAGUCAAUUAGUAGUAAAUCUCCCAAAGUCGACGCGGCUACUUUCAACAACUUGUUCUAAACUUGGUUACUACUACAUCAUGGGCCGACCUCGGCUGUAUCACACAUCACAAGAUAAAAUUGAGGCUGCUCAUUCUUACCGCAAGAAAUACUAUGCAAAGAGACGCAGAAAUAGUGCAAUCAUCAGCAAGAAGAACCGGCAAAAAUCUUGCAAACAACACAACUGUCCGACCAACAAUGAUGUUGAUUCCCAAAACCGUAGCAGGUACAGCGUCCGCACGAGAUCAUCACAAAGGCACCCAUGGCAGGAAGACCUCACAAGUGCCGAAGCUGCACUUGCAGACAUUAUUGGUGGAUCCUCGCGAAGACUUUUAGAUGGCUGGUGGUAUGGAAGGCAUUCAACAACGUCUCCGGCUACUUCAUGGAUCGUUUUGCAGGCUAUGGGGACAGGAGAGGAGUUGCAGCGAGUAGAUUUGAUAUCCCAUCAAGCAUCUAGCCUCAUCUUAGCACUGGAGGACUUGCUCAUGCAUGUCAUGGUCGACCCUCACGAUGCGCUGGAAGGUCAUACACGUGUCCGUCUCUCCAUGUGUGAUCCCCUUUGGGUCGACAUCACUACAACACCCUACAUGGCAGAGCCAGAGGAGUCUGUGACUGUGUACGAGGGCAGUGUCGAGUUUGAUGAGGCCGUCUAUGCUAUGGCGGAUGAAUGCUUUAUUUUUUCGUAUCUAGGAAUAUUCUACAACAUGCCUGCCAAGCGCGAUCUAGAACCACCUUUCUACUGCGUUACCUAUGGCCGCUACAUUGGAGUUUUUCCGUCAUAUCUCUGGUGA
Messenger RNA from Suillus plorans, 1281 nucleotides. RefSeq lists its product as uncharacterized. The transcript has 14 exons. The record is from RefSeq and is a predicted model, not a curated record. The coding region runs from base 1 to 1281 and encodes 426 amino acids. Lineage: Eukaryota; Fungi; Basidiomycota; Agaricomycetes; Boletales; Suillaceae.